UUCUUAGCAGCCUGGACAGGGGAUUUAUCACUGUGUGGCUAAACUGAACUUGAAAUCAUUUUACUCUUGUUUCUUCUCUUGGUUCCAGUUUAAUAUAAAGCAAUUCCAGCUUAACACUUAAGCUAGAAGGGGGGAAAAUACUAUUUCUCUUCUAACGGUUUGAAUUGGUGCACUGCUUUCUGUUUGGAAAUGUUUUUCCCCCCCACGAUCACGUGACCAGCCGCAGGAGAGCUCGAUAGAAAGACAAUUCCAACCGGUGUCAAACUCUACUACCAGCAGGAUUGCAAUUUCUUGGUCCGCAAGGAGCUUUUUGAGAAAUGCAUGCAUUUUCCAGUUUGGUGUUCCGUAGCAAAGGCUUUGAUAACUGUGCAUGACCUCAAGGGUGCAUCUGCAGUUUUAAACAUUUAGGCUGGCUUGAAGGACGGAGCUCCCCUUUGUCAAGCAGUGGAAAUGCGCUUGUUAUAGUCCGAGAACAGCUGGAAGAGGAGCAAGUGUAGUGGAGUUCCAGUGGUCUACAUUUGAGAGGUGUAAGUUUCAGGUCUCAGUGACUCCUCUGAGGUUUUCUUGUCUAGACAGUGCCGUUCUUGGCAUUAUAUUUGAAUGGCUGUAAAUUUGAACACAUUCAUUUUAUUGAACUAAAAUAUUGCCCAGACAGGUUGUAUCACUUGCACCAGAGAUAUGGUGGCGAUUUAACUUUUGCCUGAGGUGAACCUGUUUUUUUUAAUGUAUUUGGAGGAGUGCUUAUUAUUUUCUAGCCCACCUUUCUUUCUCGUGGCAUGUGGUGCCAGUGAACAUUUGUCAGAAAUUGACAACUGACAAGCACGGUUUUGUUUGUUUUGCCUUGCUUUGUAAAACGGUUCGUUACUCAACGGUACGCACGUGCAGUUGGAGUUGCAUCCCCCCCCAACGUUUGCGGGUUUCAAUUUUGCCUUUUCAACUCAACCACUGCUAGCCCAAAGCCAGUCUGUGAAGAAGCCAAGCCCCCCACCCCUGACAUUAUCCUGAGGCGGGACAAUGACUUUCUGAAGCACCAGGAGGAGAAGGCCUGGGACUCGGAGGAGGAGGAGGAGGAGGAGCAGCGGAAGGUCCCAGAUGUGGAGAAGGAUGACCUGGCCUCCAGGAGAGCCCGCAUGAACCAGUUCAAGCCCAAAGUCCAGCCCAACCAGUUUCUGCCACAGCUGUGCUCCGAGAAGGACAAGGAGAAAUGGGAAGGGAUCAAAAGAGCCUGCCAGCAAGUCCAGCUGGACCGACAGCAGCAAAGGGCAGCCAGUGAGAUCGAGGCCCGGGCUCCUGAGGCAGGGGACGACCUGUCACGGAGAGAAAACGCUCUCCUCCCGCCGCAGCACAGGGACUCGGAGGGAGAGGCAGGGAGUCCAGCCACAUCGCCCCAUGUCCAGAGAGAUGACCUGGCCAAGCGGAGAGCCCAGAGGGGCCCGGUGCCACACAAAGAGCCCCAGGCCUUUGUCAAGGCCUCCAUUACCCAGUCUGACCUGGAGAAAUGGCAGAGGCUCACACUGUGCACAGACACCAGUGAGAGCGAAGCCCAGGUUCUAGAGAGGGAGAACCCCUGCCUCCAGCUGCAGCAGAUAGACCCAGCUGGAGGCCCGGCACCAGUACCUAGUGCCCAGAGAGAUGACCUGGCCAAGCGGAGGGUCCUGAGGGGCCCAGUGCCACAUAGAGAGCCCCAGGCCUCCAUUGUCAAGGCCUCCAUUACGCAGUCUGACCUGGAGAAGUGGCAGAAGCUCACACUGUGCACAGACACCAGCGAGGAAGCUGUCAAACCAGUUUGCCAGGCUUGUCUUGACAAGGCCCUCCCUACCGUCCAGGCCCAGAGGGCCGCGCUGGAUGACCUGGCUGCGCGCCGGGCCAGAGCAAACAGAAAGGCUAGCGCCAGCCAGCCGCGCUUUGUGCGUUUUGGCCCGGUGACAGAGAUAGAUCAGGAACGCUGGGAGCGGCUCUGCAUCGCCAAGGCGGGCGAUGAUGAGGACGAGCCGGGGGUGAGGAGCGAGUCGGAAAUGCUGCGUCGGCUACUGUCAUCUGCCGCCGUGGCAACCCCCUCCAUUGGACUUGGCUUUCCAGGAGAUGACAGCAACUCCGCAAAGUCAGGCGCCCCUGACCCAGGGUCCGAGCGCGCUGCAGGGGUGGGACCUGUGGAACCUGCCUGUGAAGAAGAAGAAGAAGCAGCAGCAGCAGCGGCAGCAGCAGAAGAGAGGGACAGGCAGCCCAACCCUGAGAAAGACGACAUGAUGGCGCGGAGAACAGGGGUCUUUCAGAAGACCGGCAGCCCGGCGUCCUUUAACAAGUUCCUGCCCCUGCCGGGCUCCCUGCUGCACAAAAAGGACAGCCCGUCCGAGCCUGUAAGAGGGAGCAAUGAGCAGAGCAGUAGCUCCGGCCCGUCGUGUUCAGCGGAACUCUGCCGCCAGCCGCCAGCCGCCAGCGGGGCAUGCGCCGUUCCCAAGGAGAGCCCCGAAGCUCCCUGGAAGGCCCCCCAGGGAAGUGAGGAGGAGUUGGGAAAAGACAGCUGUUCGGACCCAGGGAAAGAAAACCCAACCGAGCCUUCUCCUGGCUCCCCCAAACAAGCAGCCCUGAUGCCAGAUCACUUCGCCCCUGUCCCUGCCUCUCCCCAGGCAAGGGCUCUGAAGGCUGACGCCGAUGAAGGCAAACCAAGCAGAAGGCCGUCUUGGUUAGACGAUGACCUGCCGCCAAUAUACAGCCACAGAGCUAGUGUGUCUGAUGAUGGAGAGAGCGUGAGCAUGAUCGACAUGAGGUGCGAGGAGGAGGCCAUCCUACAGCCACACAGCAAGGCCCGCCACGAGCUCCUGCACAACCUGCACAACAAGCUGAAGGAGGAGGAGGACCAGUGGCAGGAUGACCUGGCACGCUGGAAGAGCCGACGGAGGAGUGCCUCUCAGGACCUGAUUAAGAAGGAGGAGGAGAGGAAGAUGAUGGAGAGGCUGAUGAGUGGGGAAGGCGGGCUAUCGGAGAGGAGGAAGAGCAUCAAGACCUACAGAGAAAUUGUGGAGGAGAAGGAGCGCAGGGAGAAGGAGCUCCACGCGGCCUACAGGAGCGCCAGGACCCCCGAGGAGGCGGAGGCCGUGCUGCAGCGCUACACCCAGCGCUUCACCAUCAGCGAGGCCGUCCUGGAGCGCCUGCAGCUGCCGCGGUGCCUGGAGAGGAGUGUGUCUGUGGACCCCAGCGCUGGCUCCUCCUCCUCCAGCUCCAGCGCCAUGAAGUACCUGCGGCAGCAGUCCCUCCCGGCCCCCAAGUUCACUGCCACCGUGGAGGCCUCCGUCUCGGGCGUGCCGAGCCAGCGCCGGGCCAGCUCCCCGCAGACCUCCCCCACCCGCGCGGUGACCUUCAAGACCGUACCCCUGCUGACCCCCAAGCCUUACUCCCAGCCCAGGAACUCGCAGUCCGGCCUGAAGUCACUCAAGCUGGACAGCUUGGUGCGGGUGAACGGAGAGACGGGCGAAGUGUUCAACAGAGCCGAAGACGAGAGGGACAGCUCACCAACAAAGAGUCUCUCGUCCCCCACCUCUCCGCUGGUUUUUGAGAGCACCACCAGGCUAAACCCAUCCCCUGCGAUGUCCCGGGAGAGCCCCAAGCCAGAGACGGCGGCAGCCAUGCCUCAGGGCAGCGUGAACGAGGGCCCCGUCCAGCCCACCCCCCUCGCCCAGACAGAAUCCCACUCUCCGGUCGCAGAUCCCAGGAUCUGCUCUCCACUCAAGACACAGGAGAGCAGUGCAGCGCAGAGCAGGCGGGCUGAGACACCGGACGACUCCACUCCAACAAGACCGACUUCUCUUCCUGAGGAGCUUCAGAAAGAAAGUGCUGCAUUUGAAGAGGCAGGUUUUAUCCCAGCUCCUUCUCAGGAGGAACUGAAGGCCGGGGUUGCUGGGGAGACGCCACAGAAAGAAGAUCAGUGUGUUGAGAAGACAAGCACCUAUGUGAACUCUGUAGCGAUUGAGCAGAACUCCAUUUGUAAGACUAGUCCCACUGAAGAAGGCAAACCAGAGCGGCCCGCAAGACAGAGUUACCAGACCACAGUAGUGUUGAAUGCAGUGCAGCUUGAUCAAUCACCCAAUGACAAACCCCAGCAAAGCCGCGAGGAAUUGGUCACACCUAAGAGGACAGAGAUGCCUUGCCCCAACAUUCCGUCUUCCUGUGGGCCUGUGAAGCACCAGGAGGCUGGCAGUGCCAGGGUCCCGCCCAGGGUUGUGAACUCCUGGAUGCGUUGGGAGUUCUUCACCCAGCCAGAAGACAUGGAGGAUGAAAGCUCAGAUAUCCCAGCCCCUCUGUUAAAUCCGCCCAAGCACACCGACUGCUGGUCGUGGGACCCUGAGGAGGAGCGCAAGCGUCAGGAAAAAUGGCAGCGAGACCAGGAGCGCGUGCUUCAGGAGAAGUAUCAGCGUGAGCAGGAGAAGCUGAAGCAGGAGUGGGAGAAGGCCCAGAGAGAAGUGGAGGAGGAGGGGCGCAAAUACCACGAGGAGGAACUAAAGAUUCUGGAGGAGACGGUGGCCCCUUUGACCCCCCAGUUGUCCACCCUGUCACCCCCCGGCUGUAGCGACCAGCCCCUCCAGCUGCUGGACCCCGAAGGGACCGCCGUGAGGUCGCUGGCCAACUGGGAGCGCAAGCAGGAGCUCCUGGAAGUCGGGAAGCCAGCCAGCCCAUCGAGGGAAACCAUGUGGGAGCAGAAGGCCAAGGAAGAAGAGACUGAGAAGGGUGAAAAACAAAGGGACAGUGGGCACCAGAAUAACGUCGGGAAAGAACAGAAGCCCGAGGCUCCUGCGACAAAGCCAGAAAGUUCACACUCCCAAAGCACCAGCACAGAAACAAUCGGCAAGCCGAGUCAGGAAAACAGCCAAAGACUUUAUCCAGAUUCCAGUCAGUCUGCGGUGUCUGAGCUGCAGUUCACUCAGGAAGCUUCAUGGAGCAGUAAGCAGACGUUAACCAAACAGCCAGAGGACACGUGGAAGAAGACUGCAUCCUUGGACCGGAACUGGAACCAGCAGACAAUGACAGGAGGCGUGAAAAGGUCUGGAUCCUUUGAAAAUUUAGGAUUAAAUCCAUCUAAGUCAUCCUCAUGCUCAUCCAGCCCUCAGCCCCAAUCACCUAACAGGUCUGUCAGCGGGAAGAAGCUGUGCUCCAGCUGUGGACACCCUCUUGGCAAAGGUGCUGCCAUGAUCAUUGAAACCCUCAGCCUCUACUUCCACAUCCAGUGUUUCAAGUGUGGCAUCUGCAAGGGGCAGCUGGGAGACACAACCACAGGAACGGACGUGCGGAUCCGUAAUGGACUCCUGAACUGCAACGAGUGCUACAUCCGAUCCCGCACAGCUGGGCAGCCAACAACUUUGUGAUGCACCUAACAAUCCCAAAUUGCGAUAUCGGUUAAAGAAUGCUUCAUUGGUCGACACCUGCUUGUCCAGACUGUGUCCAGUAACAGGACGCCUUGCGAGGAGUGUCCUCUGUGAAGAACCUCAUCGUAUCAUCUGGACAUUCAGUUUCACACGGGGGAUAAAAGGCUUCAAAACAGAGCUUCCAGUGAAAAGAUGUUUGGUUUUCCCUCUACCCAUCCAACGAUAAAUUAGCUGGCUGUUCAUUUUACAUUUCUCUUCUGCUGAUUCCCCACUGAACAACACUUUUUCACAACAGUUUUUUUUUAAAGAAAUGCCCGUUUCUAGAGUCGGCCUUCAUGGUUUUUGCUGUAUAUAUGCCGGAACCCACCAAUGCAAUAACUACGUAACUCCACCAAACAUCCGUAAAUAUAUGUGCAGUUUUAAAAGACUGAUCAUUCUUAAUCGUGAUAAACUGACUAAAAAAUGGAGCAAAAAAAAAAAGAAGAAAUUGGUUAACAAGUAACGUGACUGGGAGAGCACUUUCACUGGCAUUUUAAUCCCGAUUUGCAUAUCCUGGAGUGAAGCGAUAUGAUUUACAGAAGCAAUCAAGAUGUUUUGUGUCCACUGACUGUUCAGCCUAAUUACUGCACCUUAACUUAAAGCUCUUGGCAUGGGUGGUCUCUUCCAUUCUGGAGACCAGGCGGUGUGAUCCUCACAGCUUGACUCCAGCAAACCUGAAGCAUCCUGUUGGAUCCAUAGGACUGAGACUUAAAACUAAUAGUGGCUAAAGUGACUGACAUUUCAGUAUUUCAGUAUAUGACUGGAACAUACUAACCAGAGCAAGGGUAAGCAAGUAAUACAAUUAGGCUUUUUCAGACAGAUGGAGUGAAGAAAAUGUCUUUUGAACCCCUACCCACUGAUCAAGCAUUUAACAAGAAAAGCAAACAAACUAUUUGAGGGAAGGGGGUUUGUGUCGAUAUAACCAUGCAAUGCCUUAAUUCUCCUCUUUUACUGCAGCCGCAGUCCUGCGUUUUACUUCAUGAAAUUAAGCAGUUUUGAUUUAGCGCGCAACUGUGGCAUUUACCAUUUCCAGAACCUGAGAACGUGAGGAAUCAUGUGACACUUCCCCCCCCAAUAUCAGAACCCAGUUAAUCUCUUUUUCUGGAAUAAGUUUGCUUGUGAACCUGGUUUGUUAUUAGUAAUCUGCCUUAAAAGCGUUUUGCAAAGGCAGCUCACACAUGGUUUGGGUUAAUAUUUAGAACAGACAGUUAUUCCUCCACAGUUGUUUUUCUGUGUCAAACCUAGCUGAAAGGCUUGUUUUUGUUUUCUGUGUUCAGACAAUAGAUUAUAACUAAGUUAGCCGUAUUUGAUCUAAGCCUUAGGGGCUGCGCAUGUUAGCUGGUGGCUUCUGCAGAAAUAAUCCUGUAUAGGUUUUUGUAUGUUGAUCCAAAACUGGUUUAUUUUUCUUUUCGGUUAGAAACUCAUGCAUACUUGAUCUUGAUGUCAUUGCAUUGAACCUGUGCCUUAGAAACAAGUGGUUGCACGUUGUCAAAUGGUUGAGUCUCUCAGGUGAUUCCAAAGAUGUCAUCCUCUUAGCACCCGAGAACUAAAGGCUUCUCUCUUGAAGCAUAAGGGCCUAGAAGGAGUUGUGUUUUCUGGAAGGCUUCAGAUGGAUUGGGAGGAUUUUGCUGAAGGAAAGGUUCACUCUUGUAUUUUUGUACGGAUAGUUUUUGCUUUCCUUUUACAACUUCAGCGUUUUUCUUCCCAGCACAGAGCCUUCAGAGCCGACCCGCAGUGGGUAUUUUCAGACGGAAGUGUUUGUAUCUAUACGCUUAAAAGGUCUUUUGUACCACUUUGUCACAUGGAAAAGAUAUGUACAAUUAAGAGUGCGUCCUAUGUUCGCCCUGUAGCCUUUUUUUUUUAAACCGCAAGAUGCUUCCUGCUGUUGUCCUUAAGUGGGUGAGUGUGCAUAUAUGUUAUUAAAUCAGAAGCACAGCUUCACCAGCAUAAAACCUCCUAGUCCAUAAACUGUUUAGUUCCCCAGACGGAACACAGUUUAGCACUUUGGUGCUCACAGCUGCCAAUUUAUUCCACCCUCUCCCUGCGCCAGCUCUUUUUGACAUGGCUCAGGUGAGGCUGCUUUUCUAAGCUAUGCCCGUUCUCCAGAAAUAUGAUAUUGGCAGUUGUCUUCGAAUUUAGCCCUAAAUUGACGCAGCUUGCAGUUACGACACAUUCAGUUUAUUUAGCUAUACACAGUUUGUUUUGACAAAUAUGCAGUAUUCCUAAACUACAGUACCGGUCUGUGUAUCGUUAUGUUUGCUUAGGUCGAACACAGGUGUGAGUUGAGUGUGUGGGAGGGGCCUGCUGACAUACAACACGGUGAAAUGUCUUUGGGUGGGGUGUGACCGAGGAAGUGAAAAAUGAAACGGAAUGAUACUUGUGUUUAAGUUCUAUAUUUAUUGUGAUAUUCCUCUGAGAGAAAAAAAAAGAACAUUAAUAGAUUGAAGAAAUGUUUAAAUGCAGUGGCUUUUAUAGCAAAUGUAUGUUUAUAAAUAAAAUGUUUAAAAUUG
This is a messenger RNA of Lepisosteus oculatus (spotted gar), 7906 nucleotides long. NCBI's taxonomy places the organism in Eukaryota, Metazoa, Chordata, Actinopteri, Semionotiformes, Lepisosteidae. The record is from RefSeq and is a predicted model, not a curated record.